CGCGCGCCGACACGCGAACCGACGAAAGUGAAAAUAAACACGAUGAAAAUAACAGUGCAACUAUUUGUUUUUUGCGUAUUUACCCUUGCGCUCGCGAACUCCGAUGACCCGACGCAAUUAGAGAAGUAUGAGAAAAAAAUCAAAACAUAUCAACUAGAAGUACCUGGAAAGGAUCCGAUCACUAUUAUAGAAAAAGCACAAGAUUCCGCAAACCCCGACGAUAAAUGGGAAGAUAUGAAUUUUGAACGCAAGGAUAAGGAUGAUGCUGAAAUAAAAAAUCUUAUGACCCAUAUUGUUCACGAUUUUGAAGAAAAUCGUCCAAGAUGUUAUGGGCCUUCUUGUCAAGAUGGCUUCAACAGUGAGGAAGAGGACGCAUUAGAUGAUUACAUAUUGACAGCAGAAAAACUAAAAGAUUAUGGUGACCUACCCCAGGAUCGUCUUCAAGCAAUAUCCGCUUUAGCUGCUAAGCUUAAAAAGGACAAAAUUAAAGCAGAUCGCUUUUCUUCAAUGAACAGUGACAAAGACGAACAGGAUGGGAAUGGCAAAGUGUACACGACAUGGAAUCGAUUAAAAGUCAAACAACACAAACAUCCUUUUGACGAUAAAGAUGGAUGGGUAACAUUGGAACCGGUCGCGUGGUCUACAAGUAAAAUAUCUAAAUGGAAACCAAACAUCAAAAAACAGAAACCAAGUCACUGGAAUGACGAUGAAGACAGAUUUCCCAGUAAUGAUAGAUUUCCAAGUGAUGACAGAUUCCAUAAUGAUGAUAGGUUUUCUAAUGACGACAGGUUUCCUAGUGAUGAUAGAUUCCACAAUGAUGACAGAUUUACAUCUAGUCAAGAUUCUGGGAGUAACUAUAACUACAUGCCGCAUAAGAAGCCAUCGUCUAGUCGACCUAGUUACAUGAAUAACAAAUUGCAUUUACCUGCAGAAUUUGAACAGGAAAUCCCAUCAAAACCAUCAUGGACUAAACCACAGCAAGCAAGUUAUCCAUCAUCCUGGGCUCCUGACGAGGGACGACGCCCACACAAGCCAAAUUGUGAUAACCAUGAAAAUUAUUCCGAUGACGAUUCAGUGUAUUACGGUAUGUCCGAUUCUGUAGUGACUGAUCAGCGACCCGUGAACUACCCUUAUGAAUACGAGGCUCUUCAUCAGUCGUCGAGUUCAUCACAGAAGCGUCCAUUCAGGCGUCCAACUCAAGUAGUGUAUGCUGGAGGUCCUGAAUAUGAAAACGAUCGCGUUUCAAGACCACCACACGGUGAUGGCCAGUGGGUUUUGUUAUCAACGACGAAAGGAUACCGAAAUAAGAAGCGUCAAAGAUCUUUAAAUCCGCCAGCUGAUGACCGCGCAGAUGUAUCAACUAUGACAUCACACCAAGCUGUAGCGUUGACUGUGUUACCGGUGGAUAAAGCUCGCACUAAUAUGACGACGUCACAUGGCGGCAUGUUAGAAGUAGAAAAGAGUUUCCAAACUGUUGAAGAAUCAAAAAGGGAUAUGGACAAGAAGAAUGACUUAGAUGUUGCAAUGACACAGUUUAGGCCAAUUGUGAAUAAGAAUAGACUUGUGAAGAGGAAGAUUGUGUCUAAUGUGUCUCCAGACAGCUCGACGUUGUUAGCUGCAGUAGGUGCUGGCAUGGUACCAGCCACCAUGGCCAUGGUGGUACCCAUGAUGUUAGGGAAACGGAGGAGAAGAGAAAUAAAUAGAACACCAGAUGAUUCUCAAUUAGACAAUUUAUUAUUAUAUAAAUAUUGAUAGAUCUUUUA
Messenger RNA from Spodoptera litura, 1763 nucleotides. RefSeq lists its product as uncharacterized. Lineage: Eukaryota; Metazoa; Arthropoda; Insecta; Lepidoptera; Noctuidae. The record is from RefSeq and is a predicted model, not a curated record.